Messenger RNA from Erinaceus europaeus (western European hedgehog), 1693 nucleotides. It is a transcript of the gene PPP1R1B, whose product is annotated as protein phosphatase 1 regulatory inhibitor subunit 1B. Lineage: Eukaryota; Metazoa; Chordata; Mammalia; Eulipotyphla; Erinaceidae. The record is from RefSeq and is a predicted model, not a curated record. Gene Ontology annotation, molecular function: protein phosphatase inhibitor activity. Gene Ontology annotation, biological process: intracellular signal transduction. The transcript has 7 exons. Gene Ontology annotation, cellular component: cytoplasm. Bases 342 to 959 code for a protein of 205 amino acids.
UCGCGAGCGCCCCAGAAGCGCAGAGGCGGGUAGGGAGGUUGAGGCGGGGUGCAGAGAAGCCGAGAGGGAGAGACGGAGAGGAGAAGACGCGGGGAGCCGGGUGGAGCGCAGCGAGUGAGCGCGGGGGAGCGGGACCAGGGCUGCCGACCCCUCCCACUCGCGCCUCCUGCCUCCUGCCUCCCGCGCGGUAUUUUUACCCGAGCUCAGCCCUCCUCCUCCCUCCUCCGGCCUCCCUCCUCACUCACAGCCCGCUGGCGGCGCGGCGCGUGGAGCAGCGCCGGGGAGUCCAGCCGGCCCCUCAGCCCGGGACCCGGAGCCGCGCGCCCCCUGCCCCCAGCGCCAUGGACCCCAAGGACCGCAAGAAGAUCCAGUUCUCGGUGCCCGCGCCCCCGAGCCAGCUCGACCCCCGCCAGGUGGAGAUGAUUCGGCGCAGGAGACCAACCCCUGCCAUGCUGUUCCGGCUCUCAGAGCACUCCUCACCAGAGGAGGAAGCCUCCCCCCACCAGAGAGCCUCAGGAGAGGGUCACCAUCACAAAUCGAAGAGACCCAAUCCUUGUGCCUACACACCCCCCUCACUGAAAGCCGUGCAGCGCAUCGCAGAGUCCCACCUGCAGUCCAUUGGCAACCUGAGCGAGAACCCGGCCUCAGAGGAGGAGGAUGAACUGGGAGAGCUUCGAGAGCUGGGCUACCCAAGGGAGGAAGAUGAAGAUGAGGAUGAGGAGGACGAGGACGAGGACGAGGAGGAGGAGGACAGCCAGGCUGAAAUUCUGAAGGGCAGCAGGGGCUCUGCUGGGCAGAAGACAACCUGUAGCCAGGGUCUGGAGGGAACCUGGGAGCGCCCACCCCCUCUGGAUGAGGCUGAGAGAGAUGGAACCUCUGAGGACCAAGUGGGAGACCAGGCACUAAAUGAGCCUGGGGAGGAGCCGCACCAUCCUGCCCUACCUGAGCCAGGCACAUAGGCACCCAGCUCUGCAUCUCCUGGAAGGAAGUGGAGGGGGCAUCACUGUUCCCCAGAAACCCACUCUGAGUGUCCCCACCCUGUUUUGUACCCAUCUCCUCACUUGCUAGGUCUGAGGCUUCUGACUUCUAGAAGAAUAAGGCUGGUCUGUGUUUGCUUGUUUGCCCACCUUUGGCUGAUGCCCAGAGACCCUGGGCACUUGCUGCCUGAUGCCUCCCCCUGCCAGUCACCCCCAUCCAUCCACCCAACAGGAAACGCAAGAGCUUGCAUUGGAACAUUCAGUGAUGGGACCAAGGUUGAUCCUACUCCCCAGAUCCUCUCCCCCUGGCCACAGGAAACCCACAGGGCAGGACCCCAAGAUCUGGGGGAAGGGGGUGCUGAGAACUUGUAGGUGCCCCUAGUUCUUUAUCACUCCCUCUUCUCCCUUCACUGGCUUAUACCAGGAGCCAGGAUUCAGACAUCCUUCUCCAUAGCUUCAAUUUUUUGGAAAUCUUACUCUUCUAACCCUGCUCCUCUCCAGCCUGGGUUCCUGGAAGAUGGACUGGCAGAGGGUGCUUUGUUGCGUUUUGUUUGUGCUUUGAUGCCAGGAAUGCUGCCUAGUAUAUACCCUUCUGUGGGGGGCACAUGGUGGGAGGACCCUGGUUCCCUCUGUCCUCCAGCUGCUCUGCUCCCUUCCCCUCUUCCCCGACUCCAGGCCUGAAUUGCUUCUGCGCUGUAAUAAACCUUUGUAGAUAA